Messenger RNA from Anguilla anguilla (European eel), 1938 nucleotides. It is a transcript of the gene surf4, whose product is annotated as surfeit 4. Gene Ontology annotation, cellular component: membrane; endoplasmic reticulum-Golgi intermediate compartment; endoplasmic reticulum. The record is from RefSeq and is a predicted model, not a curated record. NCBI's taxonomy places the organism in Eukaryota, Metazoa, Chordata, Actinopteri, Anguilliformes, Anguillidae. Gene Ontology annotation, biological process: Golgi organization.
CACGAGCGGUAGUCAGCGCGGCGCAGCGCAUUGUGGGGCGGAGGCGGCCUUUCCUGGUGAGGCAGGCAGAGACAGACAGCUUCGCGACUGCGGGGCUGAAUUCUACGAGGGAAACCGAUAUAAGUUAGCGACUCAGGGGGUGUCUUCGCUGCACUGGUGUUACUUCAGCACCGAGCCACAUUAAAACCCGAGACAUGGCACAGGAAGAUUUAAUGAGUACCGCCGAGGACGUGGCAGACCAGUUCCUCCGCGUGACGAAGCAGUACCUGCCCCACCUGGCCCGGCUGUGCCUGAUCAGCACCUUCCUGGAGGACGGCAUCCGCAUGUGGUUCCAGUGGAGCGAGCAGCGGGACUACAUCGAGGCCACCUGGAGCUGCGGCUACUUCCUGGCCACCUGCUUCGUGCUGCUCAACCUCCUGGGACAGCUUGGUGGCUGCGUCCUCAUCCUCAGCAGGAACUUUGUACAGUAUGCCUGCUUUGGGCUGUUUGGAAUCAUCGCUCUUCAGACUGUAGCCUACAGCAUUCUCUGGGACCUGAAAUUUUUGAUGAGGAACCUGGCGUUGGGCGGCGGCCUGCUGCUGCUGCUGGCGGAGUCCCGCUCGGAGGGGAAGAGCAUGUUCGCGGGGGUCCCCUCCAUGGGCGAGAGCUCCCCGAAACAGUACAUGCAGCUGGGGGGGCGUGUUCUCCUGGUGCUCAUGUUCAUGACCCUGCUGCACUUUGACUCCAGCUUCUUCUCUAUCCUGCAGAACAUGGUGGGCACGGCCCUCAUCGUCCUGGUGGCCGUCGGCUUCAAGACCAAGCUGGCGGCCCUCACGCUGGUGGUGUGGCUCCUGGCCAUCAACGUCUACUUCAACGCCUUCUGGACGGUGCCCGCCUACAAGCCCAUGCACGACUUCCUGAAGUACGACUUCUUCCAGACCACGUCCGUCAUCGGCGGCCUGCUGCUGGUGGUGGCGCUCGGGCCGGGCGGCGUGUCCAUGGACGAGAAGAAGAAGGAGUGGUGAGCCCGCCGGGCCUCGCCCCAAAACCUUCGCCGAAACCUCGCCCGGGACACGGGGGUUGGGGGGGACCCCGGCGACCCGGUACCUGCAUCGUCAAAACACCGCAGUGACGGCAUGCUCCGUCUCUGUCUCUCUCUCUCUUUCUCUCCCCCUCUCCCCCAUCCAUUCUUCCAGCCGUUACUUUUGUUUGUUUUAAUUAUCUCGGAAGAAUUUUUUUUAUACGUAUGUAUUGAACCCCACCUUCACUGAGAUGCCAAGAGAAAAAAAGUGACUAAAUUACAUACAUCAGGGUGAAAGGAGGCUCCUUUCUGUGGUGGUGCAUGGGUGGUGUUGCCAUUUUCCUUUUAUGGUUUUGUUUGUUUGUUUUCCUCUCUCUGUACAUCAGCACUGACACCAGCGCCCCCUGUAGGACACUGCAGGCCAUUUCAGAAAGCGUUCGUAAAUACUUCUUUUCAACGGGGGGCGUUUUGAAUGCAUCUUGUGUCUGUUUUUGGCUAUUUUAACUGGAAAUGCUCCCCCCCUACUCAGCAAACCAGAGCCAUCUUUAUUUUUGUGUUUAGGGAGGAAGAAGGAAGAGAGCGGGUGAGAGUGGGGGUGGGGUGGGUGGGAGAAACCUCCCGAAAUAGCAACGGUUUCCUAGGCCACAAACGCACAUCUUUCCUUUUCCUUUUCGACGGUGGACGCCUCUCGAUCUCCGUAUCGAUGUCGACGUCCCGCAGCACUGAGGACUGUGUUCACGCUCUCUUCCGGAAGGUUCCGAGCCCGUCCGUCAAAAGAGCCCCGCCAAACCCCGCCGCUCGGCGUGCCGGUCUUUCAGAGCCCUCCGGUUUUAGGGACGGGAGCCAUGAAAACAGGAGAGGGGGGUGCGUCGUGUACCCCUUUUUCAAAAAAUGUAGAAGUAUAACAAAAAAAAAAAAAAAAAAAACGAAUUUGGCCU